Prosopis cineraria is the source of this 980-nucleotide messenger RNA. Its product is annotated as probable acylpyruvase FAHD1, mitochondrial. The transcript is spliced from 7 exons. Gene Ontology annotation, cellular component: mitochondrion. Gene Ontology annotation, molecular function: acetylpyruvate hydrolase activity. The record is from RefSeq and is a predicted model, not a curated record. The coding region runs from base 122 to 796 and encodes 224 amino acids. Lineage: Eukaryota; Viridiplantae; Streptophyta; Magnoliopsida; Fabales; Fabaceae.
GCGGGUAAUGGUCCAUAACACCGACCCCGGAGUCCACGAGUCUACUGCGGCAGGCGAUCAGCGGCCGAAACCGAAAUAGCUGAAGGCAAAAGCUUCGAAGCAGCCGGUCCAGUUCAGACCGAUGGCAACGACAGCUUACCAGAAGCUGCUGCAAGUUGGCACUAAGAUCGUCGCUGUUGGUAGAAACUAUGCUGCUCACGCUAAGGAACUCGGCAACGCCGUUCCUAAGGAGCCCGUCUUGUUUCUGAAACCGACAUCGUCCUACUUGGAGAAUGGCGGAACAAUCGAAAUCCCACACAACGUGGAUUCUCUGCAUCAUGAGGUCGAGUUGGCAGUGGUGAUCGGGAAGAAGGCUCGUGAUGUGCCCGAGUCUUCUGCUAUGGAUUAUGUUGGAGGUUAUGCACUUGCACUUGAUAUGACUGCCAGGAACCUCCAAGAUGUUGCGAAGUCUGCAGGUCUUCCAUGGAGUUUGGCCAAAGGACAGGAUACUUUCACACCAAUUAGUUCUGUUUUGCCCAAGACUGCGGUGCCAGACCCCCAUGAUAUAGAAUUAUGGUUAAAGGUAGAUGAUGAAAUACGGCAGAAAGGCUCAACCAAGGACAUGAUUUUUAAGAUACCAUUUCUAAUUAGCCACAUAAGCUCCGUCUUUACACUCUUUGAAGGAGAUGUGAUACUUACUGGCACUCCCCCUGGGGUUGGUCCAGUGAAGCCAGGUCAAAAGGUCACUGCAGGCAUUACAGGCCUAGUGGACGCGCACUUCAAUGUUGAGAAAAGAAAAAGGCUUGGUGAUCCUUGAUUUUGGGCCAUCGUAAUUCAUUACCCCUUGUGGUUUUAUUUUAGAAAAAAGAAAAAGAAAAGAAAAGCCUAACUCUUGCAUUAUGAGGAGUUUGUAAGGCAAUAAACUACUUGUCAGUUUGUGUUCCAUUUGUGGAUAUUGAGUCAGUACAAUCAAUCGAAGUGGUAGUGUUGUUUCUAGUCCA